GCCACGGUGGACGGUGGGGGGGGGCGGUGAGCAUGGCACUGGGUCCUUAACCAGGGUUUUAUUUUGAUCCUGGUGUUGGCCGUGGAUAUUUCAGCGUGGUUUCCAAGGAGGGCUUGGCAAGCUACAGCGCCCAGUCGUUCGAAUAAAACGAAAAACAGAGCCCUUGACAAUUGGGAGAUGAAGCAAAACGCCACUGUUGAAACCAAUGUCGCUUAUCAAUUGUCACUAAUAAAACAUAUGUUUCCGUAUUAUCAAUCAAAAUAUCUUAGAGGUCAUUGUUAUAUGGCUGAAUAUUCUUUGUGAAAUCUUUUUCAGGUAACAAAAACUGAACAUAAUUCUACAGGAACGACAAAUAUGUUUCCUGAUGGCAUCUAACGCGGAUCUGAAUAUGUGAAAUAUAAACUGCGCCAUUUAACUUUGCUUAUUCAGAUGUUAAAUUUGAAAAUUCAACCAUAGAAAAGCGUCACCCGAUUUAAUACAGCUUAAUUAAACCAACAAAGCCAAGAAAGGAACCAGGAACAACGACAUGGAGAUUUGUUAACUUAAUAUGAACCAGGAAUAAUGGCAUGGAAACUUGGUACCUUAAUAUGAACCAGGAAUAAUGGCAUGGAAACUUGGUACCUUAAUAUGAAGUUAGUUCAGAAGUACAUUGCUCUAGCCAGUAUCACAGUUGUGAUAAUUUAUUUUUAUCGAACAACCGAUAUAAGUUUAUUUGCAAAGUAUGACAAAUUUGAUAAACAUGACCACAGAAAUUAUAGGGAUGAAUUGUUACCGGCAAAGAAACCUAACAUUACAGCAAAAACCAAAACCCACAACUCUUGCAUCGUGGACGAUUGGAUAAGGUUCGAUCCAUCGGCAGAAACAUUAAAACGUUAUAUAUUUUGUGAUGAAUUUGCUAAACAAUCUGAUAUUUUAUGUCGGUGGUAUCUUGAUCAACAAAACAUAACAGAUCAUAAAACAUGUCUUCUACCUCAAGAUGGCUACAAAGUUCCCAAUAUCGUGUUUUAUGUUCACUUUAUUUAUAAAGAGUUGGAUAUGGAGGUUUAUAUGUGUAUACUUAGCGCCAAGAAAAUUCAAAAACCAUUAGUUAUUUACAUUAUAGGUGACAGACCGCCUUUAGGAAAAUGGUGGACCAAGCUUUUAGAGGAUGUUCCAGAACUUAAAUUUAUUAGCAGAGCUAUGCCACGAACAAUUUCAGGAUCUUCCGUUCAUUGGCUAGCACAUGCGUCAGAUCUCGUUCGACUUCAAAUACUUUUGGCAAAUGGUGGUAUAUAUAUGGAUACCGAUGAAAUAUUUAUAAACUCUUUCGAACCACUGAGAAACUAUACAAUUACGAUGGGUAUCGUUGAUAAGAUAACCGGAAUGGGAAACGCUGUAAUAGUUGCGCAGCGUCACUCAACAUUUUUACAAACAAUCCAUGAAAAUUAUAAGUCCUUUAACGGUUCUUUAUAUUAUCAUAAUUCGUUGAAAGCAGCUUAUAAGUUAUGGCUUAAAGACAAAAGCGCACUGAAUUUAGAAAGCGAUAACUUUUACAAACCAGGUUGGUAUCAGGACGAUAAAUUAUAUAAGGAAAUGGGUUUUGAGUGGAAGGAUCAAUAUGCAAUUCAUCUCUGGGGUACACGGAACCGCUACCGAAUGCCAACGAGCAUGGAACAAAUUGACAAUUGGUAUACUACUUUAGGUCAAAUAUUUCGAUAUAUGUAUUAUGAUGAUGCACGGCUGAGAUUAGUAGUUCAAAGAGAAAAUGAAUUGGACGACGACGCGGACGUUAAAUAAAACGAUGUCACACACAUGACAACGAAGGGCUGUCUUGUAAAAUGUUUAAUCACACAUAGGGCCAACACGUCUAUUAUGGUGUUCCGCAGGGGUCUGUUUUGGGGCAUUUAUUGUCUGCUUCAAUCGCGAGGGAUAAAGAUGAGCAAAAACAGAAAGUCUUUCCCGCAAUGUUUACCAGAAGUAAAUGAGAAUUAAAGAAAGCGUGCCCGGGGAAGGCUAGCGAGGGUGUGUAACCAUGAACACUUCCUCUAUAUUAUACGAACAUUUGCCAGUUUACUUUCUACAUUCGCACAAUUUGCAACCUCGACCUUAAAUUGACUAGACCCUAUUAUUUUGAGCUGAAAAUAAAAUAUCCCAUUUAAUUGUGUU
Messenger RNA from Patella vulgata (common limpet), 2145 nucleotides. RefSeq lists its product as uncharacterized. NCBI's taxonomy places the organism in Eukaryota, Metazoa, Mollusca, Gastropoda, Patellidae. The coding region runs from base 607 to 1776 and encodes 389 amino acids. The transcript is spliced from 2 exons. The record is from RefSeq and is a predicted model, not a curated record.